Molecule: messenger RNA, 6606 nt
Organism: Coturnix japonica (Japanese quail)
Lineage: Eukaryota; Metazoa; Chordata; Aves; Galliformes; Phasianidae
Source: RefSeq, a predicted model, not a curated record
GCUGCGGGGCGGGCAGGGCGGUGGGGCAGCAGCUCUCAGCUGUGCUCGGGGCAGCGGCGGUGCCGCAGGGCUUAGCCCCGGCAGGGUCUCGCUUAACACCGGCGGCGAUCGCCGGCGUUCGCUGGGUGCUGGCACAGCGGUAGGGACGGGCGGGAUGCGGUGCUGCCGCCCCCCGGGGCGCUGAGCGGGAGAGCUCAGCCAGCCGCGGCCCUGCGCCUCGGGGCGCGGAUCGGUGGAGGAGCCCGCGGUGACUGUACCCUAGCUCUCAGAUGGCCAACUCUCAGAACGGCAGGAAUCCACGCAAAGGACGGAUCCUGGGCUUCAUCGAUGCCAUUCAGGAUGCUGUGGGCCCCCCCAAGCAGGCAGCUGCUGACCGGAGGACUGUGGAGAAGACCUGGAAGCUCAUGGACAAAGUGGUAAGACUGUGCCAAAACCCAAAGCUUCAACUCAAAAACAGCCCGCCUUACAUUCUUGACAUUUUACCAGACACCUAUCAACAUUUGCGACUUAUACUGAGCAAAUAUGAUGACAACCAAAAACUGGCACAGCUCAGUGAGAAUGAGUAUUUUAAAAUCUACAUUGAUAGUCUCAUGAAAAAAUCAAAGCGGGCUAUAAGACUCUUCAAAGAAGGGAAGGAAAGAAUGUAUGAGGAGCAGUCACAGGACAGGAGAAACUUAACUAAGCUGUCCCUCAUCUUCAGCCACAUGCUAGCAGAAAUCAAAGCUAUUUUUCCGAAUGGCCAAUUCCAGGGUGAUAACUUCCGUAUCACCAAAGCAGAUGCUGCAGAUUUCUGGAGGAAGUUCUUUGGAGACAAAACUAUAGUACCAUGGAAAGUGUUCAGGCAGUGCCUUCAUGAAGUUCAUCAGAUAAGCUCUGGUUUGGAAGCAAUGGCUCUUAAAUCUACUAUUGACUUGACGUGCAAUGACUACAUUUCAGUAUUUGAGUUCGAUAUCUUCACUAGAUUAUUUCAGCCAUGGGGUUCAAUCUUAAGGAACUGGAACUUCUUAGCUGUGACGCAUCCUGGAUAUAUGGCGUUCCUGACAUAUGAUGAAGUGAAAGCGAGAUUGCAGAAGUACAGCACAAAGCCUGGGAGCUACAUUUUCAGGCUGAGUUGCACUCGCCUGGGGCAGUGGGCCAUUGGGUAUGUGACUGGCGAUGGGAACAUACUGCAGACCAUACCUCACAAUAAGCCUCUGUUUCAAGCUUUGAUUGAUGGCAGUCGGGAAGGAUUCUAUCUCUUCCCAGAUGGACGAAGUUACAAUCCUGACCUGACAGGAUUAUGUGAACCUACACCACAUGAUCACAUAAAGGUUACACAAGAGCAGUAUGAAUUGUACUGUGAAAUGGGUUCCACUUUUCAGCUGUGUAAAAUCUGUGCAGAGAAUGACAAGGAUGUAAAGAUCGAGCCUUGUGGACACCUCAUGUGCACCUCUUGCCUUACAGCGUGGCAGGAAUCUGAUGGCCAAGGCUGUCCUUUUUGUCGCUGCGAAAUCAAAGGAACUGAACCAAUUAUUGUGGAUCCGUUUGAUCCAAGAGAUGAAAACUCCAGAUGUUGCAGUAUUAUCGAUAGCUUUAGUAUGCCCAUGUUGGACUUGGAUGAUGAUGAUGACAGGGAGGAGUCUUUGAUGAUGAACCGAUUGGCUUCAGUCCGAAAGUGCAAUGAGAGGCAGAAUUCACCGGUGACUUCUCCAGGAUCUUCCCCUCUUGCACAAAGAAGAAAACCACUUCCAGACCCCCUGCAAAUCCCACAUCUUAGUCUUCCACCUGUACCUCCUCGUCUGGAUCUUAUUCAGAAGGGGGUAGCACGGUCUCCAUGCGCCAGCCCAACUGGAUCACCAAAGUCUUCUCCUUGUAUGGUGAGGAAACAAGACAAACCUUUGCCAGCACCACCACCGCCCUUGCGUGAUCCUCCACCACCCCCACCAGAGCGACCUCCUCCAAUUCCACCAGACAACAGGAUAAGUAGACACUUGCAUCAUCCAGAAAGCGUGCCUUCCAGAGACCAGCCGAUGCCCCUUGAAGGCUGGUGUCCCAGAGAUGUGUUUGGGACAAGUCAGUUAGUAGGAUCUCGAACAGGAAGUGACACUUCUCCCAAACCAGGACUGACUGCAGGUUCAAACAUAAACGGAAGGCACAACCGCAUAAGUUCUGAGCAAGGAUUUAUGAGAAAACACAGACGUCAUGAAUUGCCUGUGGAAGGUGCCAAGGUAUUUUCAAAUGGUCACCUGAUAAAUGAAGAAUAUGAUGUCCCUCCACGGCUUUCACCUCCUCUUCCAGCUGCCUCCACCAUCCCUAAUAUAAAGUGCCCUGUUUCCUCAGCAAAUUCUCUGUCUGAUAAAUCAAGGGAUCAUACAGAUGAUGAUGAUGAAUACAAAGUUCCUUCUUCACAUUCUAUAAUACUGGGCUCUCAACCACCUCAUUGUCAUAAUAUAAAACCUGUUGCUCGGGUUUGUGAGAAUGGUCAAUGUGCUGGAGUAACAAAUGGAACACACAGUGCUACUUCUGAUGUGAAGAAAUCAAAACAUCCAGAGUUAGGAGAUGUCUAUGAUGCACCUACUGUUCCGGUACCUUUGCCACCUGCACGGCCUCCUACCAGAGACAACCCCAAACACAGCUCUUUGCUCAACAGGACUCCCUCCGAUUAUGAUCUUCUGGUGCCCCCUUUAGGUGAUGAUGCGUUUGAUAGCUCACCUCCUUCACUACCACCACCACCACCACCUGCUAGGCACAGCAUCACUGAGCACACGAAACCGUCUGGCUCAGGAAGUCGACCUCCUUCAGGACAUGAACUGUUCCUUCAUCCUGAUCCUCAUUUUGAUCCAAUAGCUGGUCAUGUUCCCUUGCCACCUGUUCGUAGAGUAACUGGAGAAAAUGUCAAAACAAAUAGAACAUCUCAAGACUAUGAUCAGCUUCCUCCCUCUUCAGUUCUACUCUUCUGGGGAAUUGGAAAGAAUACCUAUUUCCUCACUAAAGUACUGGGGAGAUUAAGCAUACAGAGUGCUAUAGAAUCUUCUAUGGUUCACAAGCACCAGCCAGGCCCCCUAAACCGCUUCCUCGGAGGACUGCACCAGAAAUACACCACAGGAAAGCAUUCAAUUCUGACAGUUCCACGGAAAAUGUGGAUGCAAAAAUUGCAAAACUCAUGGGAGAAGGCUAUUCCUUUGAAGAAGUCAAGAGGGCACUUGAAAUUGCCCAGAAUAACAUUGACGUGGCUCGCAGUAUUUUAAGAGAGUUUGUCUGUUUUCCUCCACCAGUCUCCCCUCGUCUCAAUCUAUAGCAGCGUGAAGAUUUUCUGGAGCAUGUGAAUUCUACAUAUACAUGUGUGGACUGAGGAAUGAGAGAAAGAAGAGAAUAUUUUUUCUUUCAUCUUUAGCAGGAGACUCUGUUUCCAGCCGUGCUCAUGGCUGCUCUGAUCAAGACUUAUAAAUAUGCUGAGGCUUAUGUAUUUUUGCUAGCCAUACUUUUUUAAAUCAGGGUUGAACUGACAAAAUAAUUUAAAGUUUACUUCCCUAGAACUUUUAAUCUGUGAAAUGCUUUUUCUUGUUUACAAGUUGAUAUGUUACAGUUUUCUAGUUGAUGCCUGUACUAUGUUCCCGUUCAUGUCCCCUUGUACUUUUGGUCAGUUCUGCUGUAGCAUUCCCAACAGUUUCCAUGCUGACCACCCCAUCAACUAAAUCAUCACUUUCUACAAAUUCUGUUUGCUUUUUUUUUUGUUUGUUUUUUUUCUCUUACGAGAUGCUUUAAUUGUUUUUGCAUUUCAGCUCAGCAAAUGCAAAAGUAUGUGGCCUUCACUACUGAUUUUUUUUUUCUUAUGAGAUUCCUUUGCUUUCGAGAGAGGAAAUAUCUGAAUGUAAAAUAUGUCUACAAACUGCCUUUUUAAAAGGUAUUUUGACAACAAUGUUGGACAGCUUUCUGUUUAACAUUAAUUCCAUGACCUAUAAUUCUCAAGGUCUUUUAUCCACAGCUUCUACAGUUAAGAACAACAACAACAACAAAAAUCCCAACCAACAGAAAAAAACAAACCAAAACAAAAAACACUUUUUGCAGUGACACUGAGUUCUGAUGUGUAAAAAGCUUUUUAAAAAAAUUGAUUGCAAAUGUUCAAAAAAGCUCAAACACACAUGACAGUGCUGCAUUUUGAUUACACACUAAUUAUACCUGUUGUCUAUGACCAAUGUAUACUGAGGCAUGCCAGACUAAGAAGGAAUCAUUUUGAAUCACGUUUAAUGGCAUUCAGGGUAAAUUCCAGUACAAGCUUCUGCAAAAAUAACUUUGGAGUGAUUAUCCUGUGGUUCAUUGUGGCUUGAAAUUUGUUUGUAUUAACUUGGAAACUUUAAAUUCUUGGUGCACUGUUGAUUCCUAAUGCUACUGUAGCAGUAUGUUUUGGAAAGCUCUUUAAUAGUCUCGUCCAUACACUUUAUUACACUAAAGUGUGUUUCUAAUGCCCAAAUUAAUUCAUUCACUUUCCAGCUACUUAGCUGGAAUUGUUUCUUUGCUUUUGAUGGCUAGUGAUACUACAGGCUUUGUGUUAUUUUUAAGCCCCCGUUGAUGCAAGCUAAAUUAAAUAUCUUUCUAACAUUAGAAAAGAGAAAGUGACAACUGUGUUCCUAGUUCACUCAAAGUUUAGAAUCUAAAUAUUUCUAGUAGAAAAUUGCUGCUUUCCUGUUUUUGUAGGAAAAUUGGUAGCCUGCUCUUCCUCUGUUACUGUCAAAAAGAAAAAAAUGUAUGGUAGCUAGAGUGUUUUCCACAUUUUUGGAUGUGACCAGUAUGUGACAGCUUUCACUUUGUGCUAAACUGCGUUUGAGUCAUAUAUUUAUUGUUUCCUUUCAGCUGUCAGUUUUCUCCUUCACUUAUAGCAAGUUAUAGAAGCUGUACCACUUACAGGAUCAGAUCUCAACAGCCAAUACAUUGGUUUUUAAAAAUCUUAAAUGCAGAAAAUGUCUGUAUUUCAGGAUCCAAAAUAAAUGGGAACACCCAGAGGAAAUUGCUGUGAUGCUUCCAAGUCCAUCAAUUCAUGGAAGACCGUAUUCUUGAAACUUGCUAAACAAAUUAUGCAGCAUCACAAAGCAUACUAUGUAUCUAUUGUUAAUCUGCUUUGUUUCCAUUAUAAAAGAUGAUUAGGGGAAUUAGAGCACAGGAAAGAGUUAGAAUCUUUUCUAUAUAAAGUAAAUAAUGUUUGAAUUUAUGUUACAGAAAAGGUGCAUUUACAACUUCUUUUAAAUGUUCCCUGAUUGCCUGCAGCUUAUGGCAAGUUUUGCUUGAAGUUAUCUUCUGAGCUUUUCAUUCAAGUAAUUCUCUCUCCUCUCUUUUGGGGGAAAGUUUUAUGCUGUCUUGAGCCCUGUUGUUCAUUUCUUUUGUUUACAGCAUCACUGUAGCAUUUUUUGCUAACUAAAUUCAAAAUAAUGCAUGUCAUUAAAAAACAAAAAAACAUAAACCAGUACUUUUUUAAUAUUUUUUUUUUAAAACUGAAAUUAUUGUAUGGUUCCAGCAUAACUGCCAGUUUGGCAGUGAUGGCAGUGAGCAAAAGAAAGCUUUAAAAAGAUGAGAGAAGAGAGAGUCUAUAGAUUGUAAAGCAGAGCUCUCUAUUCUUCUCAUUUUUUGCACAGCAUCUUUGUACAGAUGACACUCUGGCUGGUAUUACUGUCUGAUGAAUUAAGGUUCUUAAGGUUCCUUUAAUCUUUGAAUGAACGUGCCAUUAAUGCUUCUAAGUUGUUGAAUGUGGAGACUGUUUCAAACCUGCUUUGGUUGGCAAUCAAGUCAGACAGUGAAAUUGUUUUGCUAGAGUGCUGAUGUUUACCUUGCAGAGAUUAAUAGGCUUAACUAAUAUGACAACAGUGUAAUUAUGUAAACAAUUUUACCUUUUUAAAGACUUAAGGGUUCAAGUCUGGCAGUGUUACGCACGUAUAUAGCUUUAAACAAACCUGAGUAGUGAGACUGCUUGAAUGAACAAAGUUGGCCAAGUUUAGAAAUGUGUUCUAUAAUGGUUAAGGCUACAGGAAUAUCUCUUCCAAAUAAAUGUCAUUGAAGGCUUUAGACCACCAUUCUGAUGUCUGUAAGGCCUCGCCUUUUAUCUCCUUCUUGUGAAGUUACUGCAUUUCAAGCAAAUUGGCUGAAUUAACACUCAGUAUCCGAAGAGUUCAUCUGGCACAGAUUUUUUUUUCAUAAUGUGAAUUUAGAAAGUUUUGUACCAGGAUCGUUUCUUCUGUUUUAUUUGUCAUGUUUUCAGCUUGAAGCUUUACUUUGCACUGAUCACUCUGACCUGAAAGCAUUUAAAUUUGUGUCUUAAAGCUUGACAAAUUUCAAAGCAGAUACGAAUAGUGUAUUCUAAGCAGAUUCAGUUACUGCCUGCUGACCUGGAAUUUAGUGUAUAUAGGAAUGAUUUCUUGAAAAAGGACUUUGGUCAUUUCCAUUUUCAAGGUUUUUCUUCCAAAUAACUAUUUUAUCUGAAAAUGCCUUUUAUAAACUUGUCUAACAUGUGGCAAACUUAGUGAUGUGUUCAAUUAAUUUAUAUUUUAUUCUACAUUCUUUUUUAAUUUUGGUUACUAUGUAAGCUCAAGUUCUUUAUCUGUUCUUGUAAGGUAUUUUAUAAAAUUAAUGUUAACAGAA